Messenger RNA from Ogataea parapolymorpha DL-1, 2544 nucleotides. RefSeq names its product Na+/H+ antiporter involved in sodium and potassium efflux through the plasma membrane. The record is from RefSeq and is a predicted model, not a curated record. Lineage: Eukaryota; Fungi; Ascomycota; Pichiomycetes; Pichiales; Pichiaceae. Gene Ontology annotation, cellular component: plasma membrane. Gene Ontology annotation, molecular function: sodium:proton antiporter activity. Gene Ontology annotation, biological process: intracellular potassium ion homeostasis; regulation of membrane potential; proton export across plasma membrane. The transcript has 2 exons. Bases 1 to 2544 code for a protein of 847 amino acids.
AUGGUUUGGGAACAUAUAAAUCCAGACAAAGCGCAUGUGGCGUACGCCGUUUUAGCGGUGUUCUCGUCCUUUUUCUCACUUUGCUCGCUUUUCAUCAAGGAAAGACUAUAUAUCGGUGAGGCCUCUGUGGCCACAAUAUACGGUCUCAUAGUUGGUCCGCAUUGUUUGGACUGGUUCGACCCUUCCUCGUGGGGGAAUGAGGACUACAUAACUUUGGAAAUCAGCAGAGUCAUUUUGUGCAUUGAAAUAGUGGCUGUCGCUGUAGAACUUCCGAAGAAAUACAUCUUGAAACACUGGCUCGGGGUGUUCCUGCUCUUGAUCCCUGUGAUGACCAUCGGAUGGCUGGUUAUAGGACUGUUCAUAUGGCUCAUCAUCCCUGGACUACACUAUGGAUACGGUCUGUUGAUAUCCGCCUGCAUUACCGCCACAGAUCCUGUUCUUGCACAAGCAGUUGUUGGUAAGGGUAAAUUUGCAAGAAGAGUGCCAGCCCAUUUGCGGAAUCUUCUCACCGCCGAAUCCGCAUGCAACGACGGCGUGUCUGUGCCGUUUGUUUAUCUUGCGGUCAACAUCAUUAUACAUGGUUCUAACGCGGGAGCCAUCGCGCGUGAUUGGAUUACAGUCACUGUUCUUUACGAGUGUCUUUUUGGCUGCAUUCUAGGCGGAAUCAUUGGGUUUCUUGGACGCAAACUUAUCCAGUAUGCGGAAGAAAAAGACCUUAUCGACAGAGAGUCGUUCCUGGCGUUCUAUGUUAUGCUGGCACUCUUGUGCGCAGGUUUUGGAGCUAUACUCGGUGUCGACGAUCUGCUGGCUUCUUUUGCCGCCGGCGCUACUUUUGCCUGGGAUGGCCGUUUCACUGAGCGUACAGAAGAGUCGCAUGUUUCCUCGGUCAUUGACCUGUUGCUCAACUUGGCCUACUUCGUCUAUUUCGGCACAAUUAUCCCUUGGGAGCAAUUUAAUAAUAAAUCGCUCGGCCUUAACUGGUGGAGGCUUGUGUGCAUUGCUAUUGUGGUGAUAUUUUUAAGACGAAUCCCGGCAGUGCUUGCGAUCAAGCCAUUCAGUCCCGAUAUCAAGAACUGGAAAGAGGCAUUGUUUGUGGGCCAUUUUGGUCCAAUCGGGGUGGGUGCUGUCUUUGCGUCUAUUCUGGCCAUAGGUGAUUUGGAAGCCCAUGUCUUGCACCUUGAACAUGGCCCCACAGCCCAGUAUCCAGACGUGGAAGAGUACCAUCAGCUAAUAAGGAUUAUUUGGCCGACUGUUUGUUUCUUGGUUCUCAGCAGUAUUAUAGUGCACGGUUCCUCUGUUGCUGUGAUGACAUUGGGCCGCCACUUGCAAACAAUGACGUUCACCAUGACACUGACAAAAGUCGAGACCGAUGGCGGGGGAUGGAUCUCGAGACUUCCGAAGCUGGAAAAAAGCGGUACCUCUUUCUCCAUCAAGAGAAUUGAUACCAUGGCUCCUUCCGAGGCAAGCCACGACAACGGACUUUUGGAGAAAACCUACACCAGCGACUCGACUAAUGUGGAUGCCGGCGAUACUGCGGCCUCUGCUAAACCGGCAGGAAGUUCAACAACCCGUCUUGAGGUUGAGGAGAUGGACCGGUCUGACCAGUCCAGCGAUCACGGCGAAGAGGUUAUGGGUCCUCCUUUAAUGAAGGUCACAUCGCCAAGAAUGGCCGAAUUGCAAAGGGACUUUGAGCUUACCGACGAUGAUAUACAACCAAUUGAGAUAGACGGAGAGCUGAAAAUUCCAACUUACGGUUAUAGAGACGGUACACAGCUUAUUAUUGAGGACCAGAACGGAGAAAUACUGCAUACAUUUAAUGCACCGCGUGCAGAAUCCGAUGAUCAGAAGAGCAUGCACAGUCUGCACAGUUUAAGCACGUUGAAGAGCCGACUUGCUGACCUGCAAAGGAAAAAACGGACUCGGACAAAUGACGGAGAAGAAAUACAGAUCGAGGACUUUUCGCGCCCGGAGGAAAAAAUCGAUCAGCUGGUGAACAAGACCGACUCAGACCACAAAAUGCUUUUGGGCCAAAAGAUCAAACGUGACAAGAAUAAUAAACCUCAUGCUUCACAGAGAUAUCAUGGUUUCCGCAUUGACGACAACAUUCUGAUCGAGAAUGCCGACGGAGAGGUUGUGGGGAGAUUCAAAAUAAAUCAGAAAAAGAAACCUGCAGCUGCCAAAGCAGACACGCUCGACAAGGCAUUGAAGUUGGUUGGAUUGUUGAAGGAAAAAGCCGGAGACGUUGAGCAAAGUCAAGUUUCGAAUGAUGACCUGAUUCCAACGGAUGCGGGACCGCAGGACAAAAGGUUGGAAGACAAGCUUAAAAAGUUUUUGACUGCAGAUACGCGUAAAGUUAGCGUGAGCUCUCCACCUUCGUCAUCUCAGAAAAACACAGACUCAUCAACAGGUUCUGACUCGUCCAACCGAUCGGACAGCUAUAAUCAGGAGGAGUCCGAGGUGGAGCGUGCGAGACGUCUGGCUGCGCUGGCCUCGUCCUCUAGAGACCCGGAAGACGAGGAGGACGAGCCUGCUACCAAAUUAUAA